This is a messenger RNA of Pyricularia grisea, 2136 nucleotides long. RefSeq lists its product as uncharacterized. The record is from RefSeq and is a predicted model, not a curated record. Lineage: Eukaryota; Fungi; Ascomycota; Sordariomycetes; Magnaporthales; Pyriculariaceae. The coding region runs from base 1 to 2136 and encodes 711 amino acids. The transcript has a single exon.
AUGGAGGAACACGAAGACAACCUGGAGGGAUUUGUUGUCCCCCACAGAUAUGUGGAUGCAUUGCUACUCGAGCAGUUCGAAAUAGCAAGGGCGAGUGGUCUCACCCCUGCUGCCGCCAACACUGAUGAGGCCAACAUGGGCUUGAUUCUGGAUCAAGCUCAGAUCUCUGCGUGGGCAAAAUUGAACACCGAUCGAUACAAGAAGGAGGGUGUUACCCAAGCCAGAGCUCAGAACCAAUACAAGCCCCUGACAAACCCGUACGAAAUUCGAGUUCUGGAGCUAGAGCCGGGGUCCCCCAAAGACGGCCUAAAAUGCAAGCUGCACCAUUGUACCAUCGAGUUUGAACACAAGGGCAAGCCUUAUUCGCAGUUCGCCCUGUCCACCGAUGAUCUAACCAAACCUAUAUGGUAUACGGCCCUGAGCUACAGAUGGGGUGAUCCCCAGCCCGUCAGACACAUUAUCGUGGAUGGAUAUGAAAUGGAAAUCACCGUGCCUCUUUUUGAGGCCUUGAAUCAUUUUCGGAAACCAGAUCACUCGGUCGUGAUGUGGAUCGACCAGAUUUGCAUAAACCAGGUCGACAAGGACGAAAAGAGCCGCCAGAUUCCACUCAUGGGCCGAGUCUAUCGACAUGCUAUUAACACUCUGGUGUGGCUGGGAACUUCAGACUCAGUCACUGGCCAGGUUUUCAGUCUGUUGAACCAUGCUGCAACGGAGCUGAUACUUGACUUCUCUCAACUUCAGAUCCCCAAUGGUCUGCAGCAGAGGGGCUUUCCUCCCGCGAAUGAUAAAAUCUGGAACGACCUUUGGGACCUUCUAGAUAGGCCAUGGUUCUCCAGGCUUUGGAUCAUCCAAGAAGUAGUACUUUCCAGGAACGCUUGGGUGGUUUGUGGGGAUCACUUGAUGUCUUGGUCUAUGCUCGAGACGGCCUGCGAAAACCUGCAAGCUGCAGGAAUCUCGCAGUGGUUACAAGAGAUGGUUUCCAAGGGAGGAUCCACAGACCAUUGCCAAAGGGUCGUGAAGCUAGGUACGUUUGGCCAAGAGCAGAGUUUGAAUCUGUUGAACAGGGCACGCGAAAGCAACUGUUGGGACCAGCGCGACAAGAUAUAUGGACUUCUCGGCAUCAUAAGGGCUUCAUGGGUGCGAGUCGACUACAACAGGACUUACACGGUUGGGAGGCUAUAUCGCGACGUCGCUGCAGAAGCACUGCAGAGACACGAGCUUAUGCUUGCGUCUGCUUUGCAAUCUGUUGAUCAUGACUACAAUGAGACUUUGACGCCGGUUAAAGACUGCGAGCAUUUCGAAAGAGGUAGUUUACCCUCAUGGGUCGCCGACUGGAGCCAACCUAGACAAACAGCAUCUCUGUCAGAUCGGACAGGAGUCUAUGGAAACCCGACAGCCAUUGGGAGCAACUAUGCUCUCCAGAGACAAAUAUCCAUCCAUGAAGAUAAGCUUCACGUCAAGGGAAGAAUCUUUGAUACUGUGAUGGAAAUGACCGAAGUGAUGCGCAAGCCAGAUAUCAGUUACCAUGACCCUCGAACCUCGAACAAAGAAGUUCUAGUUGGGUGCGUUGAGAUAGCGUCAAAAAGCAAAUCAUAUCCCGGGAGCACCUCUGUGGGUGUCUUCGAGGCGUUCUGGCGAACGCUCGUCGUAGACAAGGACGCAGACAACCGGCAGCGUGCACCAUCUUCCUUUGAAGAGAUAUUCAGCCUCAUUCUAGACGAGUCUACUGGUCAACACCCGUCACUGCCGGGACAGACGUAUUCGAAAAGGCAGCUUCAACCGCCAGGCAAGGGCAGACUGGAGCUUUCCAACCUGUCAAACAGACGCCCCGGGGCCACGUUUCACGAGCUCAGGGCAUCACUGCGGCGAGCUCUCAGGAAUCGACGUUUCGUCGUCACGAGGAAGGGUUACUUUGGGCUGGUGCCACAUUGGACGAAGCCCGGGGACGAGGUAUGCAUGCUCAACGGAUGUGAUGUGCCUUAUAUAAUUCGUCGGGUAGGAUAUGAGGGCGGUGGCCAGGGAAUGGCAGCUUCAUAUCGCUUUCACUUUUUGGGAGAAUCUUAUAUUCAUGGCAUGAUGAACGAGGAGGCCUUGGCCAUGAAAGAGCUGGAGUCGGAGGAGCUGGUUUUCAUCUGA